AUGAUGGAUAAGAGAAUUGUUUCUUUUGUUAUGAUUUUAGGCAUGUUAGUAACAACAUUAGAUGCACGUCAAAUUGAUGCCAUAACUUGUCCUGAAGCACUUUUAGCCUUGCUUCCAUGUCUUCCUUAUUUGCAAGGAACUGGUCCUGCUACACCACCAACUAGUGCAUGUUGUGCAGGUGCCAAUAAUUUAAAUCAAAAGGCAGACACCACUCAGAGUAGAAGAGAUGUCUGCAAUUGUCUCAAACCUGCUGCAACCAGAUUUAAUGUUAAUCCUGACAGAUCUAAACAAUUACCACAACUUUGUAACAUUAAGCUUUCUGUUUCAUUUGACCCUAGCAUUGAUUGCAACACGGUUUCGUGA
This is a messenger RNA of Vicia villosa (hairy vetch), 363 nucleotides long. Its product is annotated as non-specific lipid-transfer protein-like. Bases 1 to 363 code for a protein of 120 amino acids. Gene Ontology annotation, molecular function: lipid binding. Gene Ontology annotation, cellular component: membrane. Lineage: Eukaryota; Viridiplantae; Streptophyta; Magnoliopsida; Fabales; Fabaceae. Gene Ontology annotation, biological process: lipid transport. The transcript has 2 exons. The record is from RefSeq and is a predicted model, not a curated record.